GGCGGGAAAACAAAAAGGAGAAACGACACAGAGGAGGGAGAGAGAGAGAGAGAGAGUGAGAGAGACGAUGAAGGAGAGAGGAGGCAAAGGACAACCGUCGGUGGACGAGCGAUACACUCAGUGGAAAUCACUUGUCCCAGUCCUCUACGAUUGGCUCGCCAACCACAACCUCGUUUGGCCCUCUCUCUCUUGCCGAUGGGGGCCACAACUAGAGCAAGCGACUUACAAGAAUCGUCAGCGACUCUACCUUUCUGAACAGACUGACGGUAGUGUUCCGAAUACUCUUGUCAUAGCAAACUGUGAAAUUGUAAAACCGAGAGUCGCAGCAGCAGAGCACAUAUCACAGUUUAAUGAGGAAGCACGUUCUCCAUUUGUGAAGAAGUUCAAAACAAUCAUACAUCCUGGAGAGGUUAACCGAAUCAGGGAACUUCCACAGAAUAGCAAGAUAGUGGCCACACACACGGACAGUCCUGAUGUCCUUAUUUGGGAUGUUGAAACUCAGCCUAAUCGUCAUGCUGUGUUGGGAGCCACAGAGUCUCGUCCGGAUUUGAUAUUAACUGGGCAUCAAGAUGAUGCAGAAUUUGCUCUUGCCAUGUGCCCAACUGAACCCUUUGUGCUCUCUGGAGGGAAGGACAAGUCAGUAGUGCUAUGGAGUAUACAUGAUCAUAUCUCUACCUUGGCAGCAGAUUCAGGGGCCACAAAGUCUCCAGGCUCUGGCAGUGCCAAUAUUAAGACCCCCAAGGCUGGCGGGGGUAAUGAUAAACCUGUGGACAGUCCUUCUAUUCAAGCACGAGGUAUUUUCCAAGGGCAUGACGAUACUGUUGAAGACGUGCAAUUUUGCCCUUCAAGUGCUCAGGAGUUUUGUAGUGUUGGUGAUGACUCUUGCCUCAUACUAUGGGAUGCAAGAACUGGUUCUAGUCCUGUCGUCAAGGUUGAGAAAGCUCACAAUGCUGAUCUUCACUGUGUUGAUUGGAAUCCUCAUGAUGUGAAUCUCAUUCUCACUGGGUCAGCUGAUAAUUCUGUUCGCAUGUUUGACCGUCGAAAUCUCACUUCUGCUUCUGGAGUUGGAUCCCCUAUCCACAUAUUUGAGGGUCACAAUGCUGCUGUCCUUUGCGUACAGUGGUCUCCAGACAAGUCGUCUGUCUUUGGAAGUUCCGCUGAGGAUGGCAUCUUGAACAUCUGGGAUCAUGAGAAGAUUGGUAAAAAGCAAGAACCCGCUGGAACAAAAGCUCCAAAUUCUCCCCCAGGCUUAUUCUUUCGUCAUGCUGGGCACAGGGACAAGGUAGUUGAUUUCCAUUGGAAUGCAUAUGAUCCAUGGACAAUUGUCAGCGUGUCUGAUGAUGGUGAAAGUACUGGUGGUGGUGGCACUCUACAGAUAUGGCGCAUGAUGGACCUGAUUUACCGUCUAGAAGAGGAGGUUCUUGCUGAACUGGAUAAAUUCAAGUCACACAUACUCACAUGUACCUCUUGAUAUAUCCAGAAGCUGCUGGAAACACUUGUAUUUCUUGUAAUCUUGGUUUACUGAACAAUAUGAAGCUAAUGACCACUAACUAAUUUGUAGAUUUUGUUAAUUUACUUAUCUAUCAUUUGGUGCUCGGUUGGCUGGCCUAGAUGGAAGAGAUGUGCCAUUAUGAUGCAAUUGUUCGGGAGUCUCUGUUCAUGUUACUGGGCGCAAAGUUUCUUUCUUUGUGAUCAAUUCUGGUGGGUCGAUAGAUGAUGACUCCUAUUGCUCUCUUCUUCCCUUUCAUCAUCUUUAGGAGGCAAUUGUUCUGUUGAUUUUGCUUGUUCCCUGUCAUUCUUCUCUAUUAUUGUUUCUUUUGAGUGUUUUUUUUUUGAAGCUAUGGUGGUGAUGGACACUUAAGUUUACAGUUUUAGAAACGAG
This is a messenger RNA of Ilex paraguariensis (yerba mate), 1882 nucleotides long. The record is from the annotation of a GenBank genome assembly. NCBI's taxonomy places the organism in Eukaryota, Viridiplantae, Streptophyta, Magnoliopsida, Aquifoliales, Aquifoliaceae.